AAAUGUGAAAAAAUUUACUUCGAUUCAACUUCAAAGUUAUCGAUGCCAUCAAUUCGAAUACUGGGUAGCACUGUCAACCACAUUUUGGCAAGUUUGUCAAUUACUGGCAAAAAGUUCAUUUGAUUUAACUUUCGGUGUAUUUUCGUUUUUGUUUUUUGUCAAUCAAACAAAAUGAAUAGCCACAAUGCGAAGGCGAUUGCGGCAGCUGUUGCAAUUGCCGCGGCUACCGCAGCAGCAUCCACUGAUCCUGAGAAGGAGUCCGAGUCGAAGCAAAGUCUGACCGCUUUGGUGCUAUAUGUGGAUGUGGCUACGAAAAUGCCCAACACGGAGAAUACGCCUUCACCACCGCCAGACUUCACCUUACUUCGCGAGGAUUUUCCAGCAUUGCCCGGAGUCGAAGAUGAUUUGAGCACUGCUCCCGAAUCGACCGACUGGCCUGCCAUCAUAAGCGAUGACGAUCCGGAACAAGUUGAGCAAGCCGUAUCCGUGCCGAAGGCGGACCCAGUCAAUCUACAGGGUAACGGCAACUCUCAAUCUGGCAAACAUGAAGCACUGAAGACAAAGCCAUUUGCCGUUGCACGCGUUGCUGCCACCACCGAGGUGUACUCGCCGGGCUGCAAUGAGUCAGAGCCGAAUUUCAUCGGCGAGUGGGAACGCGCCGGGAACAAGCCUCGGAAGUCCAACAUUGGUCCGCCGCCUGGCUAUGAGAAAUUCAAGUUCUACGGACGCUUGAAGACCAACCGCAUUGGUCUGCCGUUGGGCGGUGUGACCUUUGACGUCACACCGCCUCUGAUUAAUAAGGACAUGCCGCCCCAAGUAAACACCAGCAUUGAGGGUGCCUAUGGAUUGGUGGAAUUGGCUCGCAAUUUGGAGGCUGCACAACACAAUCGGCAGCUUUUGUCACAGUUCUUUGGUCACGAUACAAUGAAUCUUAAUGUGAAUGCGAACUGCUGGUUGAACCAGCUGCAUGCUGGCUUUGCUGGUCCGCUGCAGGGCGGACGCUGUGCACCUCAUGAGAUUAACAGCAGUGUGCCGCAUUAUUAUUACCGCACUGACGGUAAGCAGUUGCCGCAGCCCAAGAUUGACCAGAUGCAAGUGGAGCUGUUGUUCUUUUUUUUCUAUUCAUAUCCGGGCGAUAUGAUGCAAAUGCUGGCAGCAGCUGAGCUGGCAGAACGCGGCUGGCGUUUUCACAUUUACGAGCGCCUCUGGCUGCGGCGACAGCCGGACAAUCCGCACUAUGUUAUGAAUGGGUAUCAAGAAUCCGGGGAAUUCAACUACUUCAACAUGGUGCACUGGCAGAUUAUGGCGCGCCACUUUGAUCUGAAGUCAGAGGACCUAGAGCCCACCAUCACCAAAGCUGAGCUGCGAAAAAAUUAUGGAUACCAUCCCCAAAUGAGCUUCCUUUGAGCCGGGCUUUGGCGGUGUAAUUGACUCAAGUCUACUACGGACAGAUUUGCUAAGCAAGUUGUCUAUUGUAUAAGAGUAUAUUAACAUUAAAUGGUUUAUCAAAUAUACAUACCAAAACUAAUAUAAGUGCUUUGGUAAUGAGAUAGGAUCCCCGGUACCCACCCAGUGACUGAUCAUGACGAUAAACGGACUAAAGUCGAGUGUUGCUUUUCUAUCAAAAUUUUGGCAAGAAACUAUCUACA
Messenger RNA from Drosophila grimshawi, 1649 nucleotides. RefSeq lists its product as uncharacterized. The record is from RefSeq and is a predicted model, not a curated record. Gene Ontology annotation, cellular component: P-body; CCR4-NOT core complex. Gene Ontology annotation, biological process: regulation of stem cell population maintenance; nuclear-transcribed mRNA poly(A) tail shortening; regulation of DNA-templated transcription. NCBI's taxonomy places the organism in Eukaryota, Metazoa, Arthropoda, Insecta, Diptera, Drosophilidae. Bases 172 to 1407 code for a protein of 411 amino acids. The transcript is spliced from 2 exons.